CUUAACCCAACCCCGUCCAGUCUAGUCCAGCACUUUUUUUUCUUGUUUCCAUUCACAUCCUAAGUGUAUUCCUUCUCCCUCUGCAUCACCCUCCCGUCUGCAUUCCCUCCUAUCACUCCCGUCUGCAUUCGCUGUCCUCCUUGCUAUGCUGCGGUCGCUGUAUUACCUGGCCCCAGUUUUGGGGGGCUAUACUGUCACCUCCUAUUACUUGCUGAAGAAUCCUCAUAUCUUGCACAAGAAGAAACGGUUGUCUUUUCACUGCAGGCACAUAGCCCACAGAGGUGGCGCUGGGGAGAGGCUGGAGAAUACGCUGGAAGCUUUUGACAAUGCUAUGGCCAAUCACACUGACCUCCUGGAGCUGGACUGUCACCUGACUAAGGACGGACAAAUUGUAGUGUCACAUGACCUGAAUUUGCUACGGCAGACGGGACAUGAUGUUGAGAUCAGUGACCUCAAUUAUGAGGAGCUGCCUCCAUACAAGGCGUCCCUAGAAGUCACCUUUUUCCCAGGUCACUUCUCAUCAGGCAGCGAUCGCCGGAUCUCCUUAUUGGAGGAAGUGUUUAAGCGGUACCCAGAGACGCCCAUUAAUGUGGAGAUCAAAGAGGAAAAUACAGAAUUAAUUAAAAAGGUAUCAGACUUGGUUAAACGCUACCAGAGAACGAACAGGACCAUCUGGGCUAGUAUGAGUGACUCAAUCAUGAGAAAGUGUCGGGCAGAGAAUGCAGAUAUGCCAUCAAUUUUCACCCCACGCCGGGGAUUUACUGUACUUCUCCUCUAUUACACUGGGCUUCUUCCCUUUGUCUCCCUGCCGGAGUCUGUUGUAGAAACUUACAUGCCAUCUAUAAUAAACAGGACAUAUUUUCCUAACAACAGACUCAUGAGGAAUCGGUUCCUGGUUUAUCUACAAGAAAAGCUCAUGAUGAACAAGGGACUGUUCCAGCAUUUGCAGGAUCGAGGAAUACAGGUUUACCUUUGGGUUCUGAACCAGGACAGUGACUACCAACGAGCCAUAGAAUAUGGAGCUACUGGGAUCAUAACUGAUUAUCCUUCAAAAUUACGACGUUUCCUGCAGCGCUAUGAUGGUGAGCAGCAAGUGAGAGGGGGUGUGCAGGACAUAGAAAGGAAUAGGCAACAGAGUGAGAGAUACUGAUUUGCAAAGGAUUGUGGGACUUCUGAACGAUCAUUAUCACUUUGAACUGACAAAGAGACUUUUAAAUCCCAGCAAAUGUGAAAAUCUUAAUUCAUUUAUAGUACAACAUAAAUCUGGCACCCUCUGAGCCUGUUUGUAUAAUCUGAAACUAGGCUACCCUUCAUUUGAUUGGAAAGAAACACAGCACAGUAUGUCCAAUGAUAAUACCACAGUCAGGUGGUCACCUUAUUUUAAACUCAGGGUGUUUCACCUAUCCUGCUAAUUCUCAUUAAAAGGACAUAAACCAACUUGUAAGUGCAAAACCAUACUUCUCAGCAUAUCCAGAAGCCUAUGUAUGACAGGGAGGAUGGAGGCUUAGUCAGGGUAAUCCAGGGGAGGAUUCACAGCAAAUUGGGGCAGUCACAUCUUGUUAGUAAACAGACAGGAAAUGGUAUAAGAGACGGGAAGGGUAGUAGAGAAUGGACAGGAAGGGCAGAAGCGGAGAGAUGGGAAGGGCAGGGGAGAAUAGACAGGAAGGGAAAAUGAGAAUAAAUUAUAAGGGGAGAGGAGAAGAUGUGGGAAGGGGAAAGGAGAAGGGAAGGAGACAGGUGAAGAGACAGAAAGUGGAAAAGGAAUGAGGAAGAAAGAGAAGAAGAGAUGGUAGGGGAGAAGAAACGAGACGGUGAGAGGAGAAAACAAGGGGAGAACAAAAAGGAAGAGGUGAAGAGACAGAAAGUAACAAAAGAGAUGAUACUGGAAGGGAAGAAUAGACAGUAGGAGAAGAGAAACUGGAAGGGGAGAGGAGAAGAGAUGGGAAGGGAGAGGACGAGGGCAAGAGAUGGAAAGGGGAGACGUAGAAGAGACAGGAAGGGAAGAGGAGAGAGAGAGAGGCAAGAAUGUAGAGUAGAGGAGAAGAGAUGGGAAUGGAAAGGACGAGGGCAAGAGAUGGAAAGGGGAGACGUAGAAGAGACAGGAAGGGAAGAGGAGAGAGAGAGAGGCAAGAAUGUAGAGUAGAGGAGAAGAGAUGGGAAGGGGAGAAGUGAAGGGAUAAUAAGGGGGAAAGAAACAGAAAGGAUAGAGGAGAAUAUAUGGUAAAGGAAAGGAAAUGGGACAAGAAGAGGAGAAGAGAUAGGAUGAAGAGAAAUGAAGGUUUGGGGAGAAGAAGAGACAGGAAGGGGAGAGGAGAAUAUAUGGGACGGGGGAAGAGAUGGGAUGGGGAGAUGUGAAAGGAUGGGAAGAGUAGAAGAAAUUGGAAGUAGAGAGUAAAAUAGACUGGAAAGGGAGAGGAGAAGAGAUGGGAAUGGGACAGGAGAUUAGAAGAGAUCGGAAGAGAAGAGUGAGAAGGAAAAGGAAUAUGAGUGAAAUUGGAAAAGGGGAAUGGAAACCUGAGUAAAUAUAGAUGGGGUUAGGAAGAGGGAGAGGAGAGAAAAGGAGGGGAGAGCUGGGAGAUGUAGAGAGGGACAUGGAGAGGAGAGCGAUUAGAAGAGAGGCUGGCAUGAGAAUGUGAAAUGAGGUGCGAAUGUGAAAAAGAAACAGAUGAUGAAUUUGGGGCAGUGGGUACAACGGCCCAUUACUGCAGAAUGUACAAUGUUACGAAAUCUGGGGAAAUGAUUUACUAAUUAUUGCUGUGCUGAGGUUAUUUAUUUGAUCUGUAAGCAUUUGUUAAUGAUUACAGAAACUAAUUACAGUUGUGUUCACAGAAACAAUGUAACCUGGUAGUAGAAAUACCAGAUUUGCUCAGUUGCCAACGACGUGUUUUUUUUGCUUAAGGCGAAAUUCAUACAGCGAUACAAGAUUUAGGGAUGAGAGCAAUAACCACAGACAAAAGCCACAAUCUGAUCAGGGUGGGAGUCUUGUGUUAAGGAGACACAGUAACAUAACAAUAUUAACUAAUUAUAUGAAUGAUCUACAAAGGCAUUUUUAUGAAGCCAUUUCCAUCACUGUAUGACUUGUUUGAUGCAGUGAGUUGUGAACAGCUACAAGAUAGAUAGAUACAUAAAGAUUUGGACUUUCUAACUAAA
This is a messenger RNA of Bombina bombina (fire-bellied toad), 3150 nucleotides long. It is a transcript of the gene GDPD3, whose product is annotated as glycerophosphodiester phosphodiesterase domain containing 3. The transcript is spliced from 10 exons. The coding region runs from base 146 to 1150 and encodes 334 amino acids. Gene Ontology annotation, biological process: glycerophospholipid catabolic process. Gene Ontology annotation, cellular component: endoplasmic reticulum membrane. The record is from RefSeq and is a predicted model, not a curated record. Gene Ontology annotation, molecular function: phosphatidylcholine lysophospholipase A1 activity; phosphoric diester hydrolase activity. Lineage: Eukaryota; Metazoa; Chordata; Amphibia; Anura; Bombinatoridae.